Ilex paraguariensis (yerba mate) is the source of this 1118-nucleotide messenger RNA. The record is from the annotation of a GenBank genome assembly. NCBI's taxonomy places the organism in Eukaryota, Viridiplantae, Streptophyta, Magnoliopsida, Aquifoliales, Aquifoliaceae.
AUUUAGGGCUCCAAUUCCGGUUAAUGCACUUGGAUACACGUGCUUUGAUGCCUUGGCUUGGCUUUCCCUGAUUUCGAUAUGAACGGAGCUUGUUUGAAGUUCGAAAAGCCGAUUCGGGACUCCAUUUCGAGAAUCCGGUUCGCUCCCCAAUCCAACAAUCUCCUCAUCUCUUCUUGGGACGCCAGUCUUCGUUUGUACGAUGUGGGUAGCUAUAAUCUCAGAUUGGAAACUCCCACGGAAGCUGCACUUCUUGAUUGUUGUUUCCCGCAGGAGUCGGUUGCUUUUACCACUGAUUCUGAUGGUUAUAUUAGAAGGUGUGAUUUGCAAUACGGAAUCAAUGAGAAAAUUGGAAGUCAUGAUGAUUUAGCAACUUGUGUUGAAUAUUCUGAUGAGACAUGGUUUGUAGUUGGAUCAAUUGAUGGAAGGGUAGCACUGAAGUAUAUAUAUUCAUUUAAUUCCGGCAAUGACGGAUAUGUUUUUCGAUGUCAGCCAAAGGCAAAGGAUGGAAGGCAUCAUCUUGCAGCGGUGAAUGACAUUUCAUUUAGUCCAUCCAUUUGCGGCACUUUUGUCACCGGUGAUGAUAAAGGUCAUGUUAUCACAUGGGAUGCUAAAAGCAAGAAAAGAUUAUUUGAGCUUCCAAGACAUCUCAACAGCAUUGCCUCCUUAUCAUACAACUGUGGAGGACAACUCCUGGCAGUUGCAUCAAGCUUCACAUACCAAGAAGCUAAUGAAUUAGAAGAGCCUCCUCAAAUAUACAUACAUGAGAUGGAUGAAAGAUACAUUGGAUCAGGUUCAGCUUCAAGCUCAAGCAAUAAAACAUAACUGCAAAUGAUAUGUUUCAAACAAAGAAGAAUGCAAGUAAUUGUAUGCUCGAGGCAACGAUUGAACAACAAUGACCUUGGUGGACUCUGUUUAGAGACAAGUUGAAACAAGGGAAAGGUACAUGACUGGCCACUUCUAAGUUAUAAUUAAGUGAUGGGUAGCACUAGGAAUCAAAAGUUAUUUUGUAGUGCUAUUUGAUCUUCUUUUUUUUUUGACCAAUGAGUAUGGGACACACGUAAAGACGUCUUUAUUUUAUUGUUUUGAUAUUUCAUGUAGCCGCUAUUUUAUGACCUUUA